This is a messenger RNA of Medioppia subpectinata, 747 nucleotides long. The record is from the annotation of a GenBank genome assembly. Lineage: Eukaryota; Metazoa; Arthropoda; Arachnida; Sarcoptiformes; Oppiidae.
AUGACCAUUGGUUUGGCACCCAAUCCCAGAGCAACCACUUCAACAUCAUUAGCAACCAAUACAACCAAUACUACAUUUACUAUGAAAUCACCCACAACAACGCCGUACGUAAUACCCAAGAAGGAGGCGCCGCGUCCGCCCGCGGCCUCCAACAAACCGCCAGCGAUACGACCCAGAGGUCGGCCCCGAAAGGACUCGGUUUCGGUGACCGCCUCCGCCGCCACUGGCGUCGCGCCUAAGAAAGAACGGAACCAGAGUUUGUCGGACGACGACAGCAAACAGGCGUCGAAAGGCGGCCACAAAGAGAGGCACAAAGAGGCGACCACUGAGUCGAAGAAGGCGGCGGCGACGGCAGCGGUCGAGUCCGACGACGACGAGUACAUCUGUCCGCAGUGCGAGAGGCCCGACGACGGCACGCCUAUGAUCGGGUGCGACCGUUGCGACGAGUGGUACCACUGGCAGUGCGUCGGCGUAUUCAUCGAACCCAAGGCCGACCAGACCUGGAUGUGCACCCGAUGUAAGAAAAAGAAACAGUCGGUGCGCCCACCGCCGCCAUCUCCACAGCCUCCACCCCUGCUGUCUAAACAGUCGGCCGCCGCGGCGAUUGCCCACCGGUCGCUGUCCACAUCGCCCAUCAUAUCGUUGACCAAAUACAGCGCCGGUAUAGGCGGUGGCGGCGGCGCUGGUGGUCUGUCAGCGUUACCCGAGACACACCAACGCGGAGGUCGACCUAAACAGUGUCCCUAA